AUGCCACCCCCUGUUGACGACGAUGUAGACAAUAACAACGAAUUGUCUGACAGUGAUGUCGACAAUAGGAACACCCCAGGUUCCCGCAAGUCUAGGCGACCAGGUAUCAAGUGGACUGCUGACCGUACUGAUCGUCUCCUAGACUGGCUGGAACAGAAUGUCGAAAAGCGACAUUUACUUUUCUCUGAUUCUCAGGAAGAUGCCACCAAGGAGAGUAGAAAGAAGGGACAGGCUAAGUCUAGCAAUAUGGUGUUACACGGGGAGCUUGCACAGUAUGUAUUUGGUGUGGAGAGUGAUCCGACUAUUUGUGCAACUCUCAAGUCCGAUCCGGCGAGGUAUACAAAGGCGGUCGAUAACCACCUCUCUUCGCUGAAGAAAAAAUACUGUCAGUCUUGUCAGGAGCUGGGCCGUACUGGAGCUGGUCUUACGUUUGAGCAACUAGAGAGGAACCCCAAGUAUAUGGGACCAAUUGGUGCAAUCACGGCCAAGUUCAAAAUGUUCCAUUGUUUGCAUGGCUCCUGGAGGAAGAUCCCCAGCUACAACCCUUUCACAACAUCAUCAGAUGCAGGUCAAGAUCAUGAGGUGCAGGCUUACAAUCUUCUGUUCUCAAACACGCGUGGUCGGGGUCAUACUAGCCACCAUGAUGCAAGCGAUGUGGCCUCAGCCAUGGCGCUGGAUAUCCCUGCACAGCAGCAGCACUACCCAGUCGACACGCAGACAACGAGCCAAUUAAAUCUGAACUACCACCCGCCAAAUCAGCAACUCCAUCGGCUUCACUCCAUGCCUCAGUAUGUUAACCAUCACAACAGCUCCCAUGUGGACCCGAGCAUGACUUUGUCCUCUGUGUUGUCCAUGCCUUAUGGUUCUUCAUUAACGUCGUUACUGUCUAUGACAACUGACCCAAAUCUCUUUCACUCGAAUGCUUCCAGCCUUUUUCCUGGGGCUUAUCAUCAAUCAUUAUCUUCUCUGUUUUGGGAUAACCACUCCAUCUCUUCAUUUGAGUCUCUUUUUGCUAAACUGCAGCACGAUACGCUGGGUCAGGGUCAAGGUCAGCCCGUACUCCCAAUGUCUCCUUUACCCCAACCCCAAUACCAGACAUCUUCGAUCUCUGGUGCUUUGGGGAUGCCACUUCCCAUGUCUCCCACCUCGGACAACAACAACUCUGGUUUCUCCGCAAACCAGUAUCCGCCCUCUCCUACAUCUAGUUUCUUUUCCGAUCAAUCACCUGCCUCCCCUGCAUCCGGACAAUCCAACUUUUUCUCAAACUUACCGCCGACUUCUACUUCGCCUCCUGUUUCUCCAUCUAUUCCUGCUUCGAAAAAAGGCAAGUGUCCUGCUACGUCUGUAAACAUCAGAAACGCCCUUCGUAAUCAGCUGGCUGCAUCAGACAAAGAAGCUGUCCAGGAGUAG
Molecule: messenger RNA, 1410 nt
Organism: Serpula lacrymans var. lacrymans S7.9
Lineage: Eukaryota; Fungi; Basidiomycota; Agaricomycetes; Boletales; Serpulaceae
Exons: 4
Coding region: 1-1410 (469 amino acids)
Source: RefSeq, a predicted model, not a curated record